GUUCUGGAAAGCCUUUGUAAUGGUUGCCUAGUUGCGCUAACGAGCGGGCCGCUAAGUGGAAGGCGAAGGUGGUGCUUCCGCAGUGCACGCUGGGGCUUGUAGUUGAUCGGGCUGGCGAGCAUUGGGUGCCGGGGGUGACGUCAGCGCAGGACUACAACUCCCAGCGGGCCGCGCGGCCAACCCAGAACAGGCGCAGUGACGGGUGAAGCCGCAUUCCUCCUCCUCCUCCUCCUUCCAUCCAUUGCAAGGAGAGCAGCGGCCGCAUCUGAAGCUGUUGCCCAGGAGUUCACUCGGCUCUUGGGUGCCAAAACACCGCUCUACCGCUUAUAAACAAGACCAUGCGUGGGAUCUAACCGCUGACCAUCUCCAGGCCGACGUUGUAGGAUUUCCUGCUGCCUUUUGCUCUGGUUUUGUCAGAGGAUACAAAGAUGAGCAGCUCGGAAGAAGUGUCGUGGAUCUCCUGGUUCUGUGGGCUGCGUGGCAAUGAGUUCUUCUGUGAGGUUGAUGAAGAUUACAUUCAGGACAAGUUCAAUCUGACUGGACUGAAUGAACAGGUGCCUCAUUAUCGUCAGGCGUUGGACAUGAUUCUUGACCUUGAGCCUGAUGAGGAGCUGGAGGAUAAUCCAAACCAGAGUGACCUAAUCGAGCAAGCUGCUGAGAUGCUGUACGGACUGAUCCACGCCCGCUACAUUCUCACCAACCGAGGGAUCGCGCAAAUGCUGGAGAAAUACCAGCAAGGAGAUUUCGGCUACUGCCCUCGAGUGUACUGCGAGAACCAGCCCAUGCUUCCCAUCGGUUUGUCUGACAUCCCCGGCGAGGCCAUGGUGAAGCUGUACUGCCCCAAGUGCAUGGACGUGUACACGCCAAAGUCCUCGCGGCACCACCAUACGGAUGGAGCGUAUUUCGGCACAGGCUUCCCUCACAUGCUGUUCAUGGUUCACCCAGAGUACAGACCCAAAAGGCCAGCUAACCAGUUUGUUCCAAGGCUUUACGGCUUCAAGAUCCACCCCAUGGCUUACCAACUCCAGCUCCAAGCCGCAAGCAACUUCAAGAGCCCCGUCAAGACCAUCCGCUAGAGAAAGAUGGGCAACCCCUCCAAACGUCCACAUUUAACAGUGUGUCAGCAGACAAAAGAUAUAUGCCGCAAGGCUGUAGACGGUGUUCACUCUAACAAAAGAAACUGUUUGCCCCCUCCCCCCCAUCCUCCUCUCCCCAUGCCCCCUCUAAAGCCACAUUUAUUCUGUUAUUCAGGGUGUGUGCCCUGUGUCCUAUUCACAGUCAUGAACUGAAGUUGGUGCCAAUGGAUUUCUUUCAGUGGAAAAACAAUACUUAAAAUGUCUCAUCAACAAAAAGCGUGUGUGUGUUGGCCAGAGUGAUUUAUUCUCAGUUCAAACCCAUGCAUCCAUCCAGCCUACAGUCUUGGGUGGUGUUGAAUGACCUCCAUGCUCGCGUUCCUGUUUCUCAAGGCAGUCUUUGUUGCUGGGCUUCUCACCAGGGUGUGACAGAAGGGUUAGGGGUCUCGGGCUGGGGCUGGAUGGUAUAUAUACUACCACCCUCCACCUCAAUGUCUGGUUUUUCUUUUCUCCCCCUGUGCCUGGAAGGGGUUUGCUUUGUCCUUCCUGUGCCACAAUGUGUGAAGUUUGUGGUUACAGUCCUGGUGUGCAGACAGCAAUUUAGAUUGAAGAAUUGAAGAGCAUCACAUCAGUCGGGUAUCGAACAAUGUUCUACAGUGUACCAUAGAACUGCCAUUUUGUUACAAUCGAUUGGUACUAUAGACCAAGUGAUGAAACUGUUCAGGGGAAUGGUGUUGGGAGUUCAGAGAACAUAACGUUUUGUGAUCUCUGGGCACCCAUGCUUUUGCAGCAUCAGGUUGCUUGUUUCUCUUCACCUCUCCACCACCGCCCCCCCCCCCCCCCCCCCAUAUAAUCCAUAAAACAUAGCAUGUGUGUGGAAACUCAUUUUGAAAGGGCCCUGACCAUUUGCAUCCAAAUGAGGCGAUUCCCCCAGGCAUUGAACGAGUGACUAAUUUUAUUGAUCACCUUGCCAAGAGUGAAGACUCUUUGGGUUCCUUUUUUUCCCCCUUGCCCCCACCCACUGCCCCUGUCUACUCCAGGUAAGUUAAGGUCAUUCACUGUAUUGUAUGUAUUGUAUAAAGGAUGUUGACUUGGUAAAAGCUGCCUGUGUGUUUUUUUUUAAAGAACAUGUUUAAUUGGUUUAGGAAUUGUUACUGAUGUUUAUUUCUGAAUAAACACGUACUUGAUUGAA
Pristis pectinata (smalltooth sawfish) is the source of this 2265-nucleotide messenger RNA. RefSeq names its product casein kinase 2, beta polypeptide (gene csnk2b). Gene Ontology annotation, molecular function: protein kinase regulator activity. The record is from RefSeq and is a predicted model, not a curated record. The transcript is spliced from 7 exons. NCBI's taxonomy places the organism in Eukaryota, Metazoa, Chordata, Chondrichthyes, Rhinopristiformes, Pristidae. Gene Ontology annotation, cellular component: protein kinase CK2 complex; cytoplasm. The coding region runs from base 429 to 1076 and encodes 215 amino acids.